AUGCAUUUACUCAGCUUACAGCUAAGCACUCCAGAGCAUAUACAGGUUGCCCGAUGAUGGCACAUUGAGUGCCAUCAUCGGGCAUUUAUUAUAUGUAGAGAUGAUAACUUUUUUAUAGCAAAAUACGAUAUAAAUAUUCACAUGUCUAUGCUCACAGAGACUUGACAGAGAGCAUUUACACUACCCAAAACGAAACGCCCUCAGCUUAAGUUUGAAGAGUAA
Molecule: messenger RNA, 222 nt
Organism: Blepharisma stoltei
Lineage: Eukaryota; Ciliophora; Heterotrichea; Heterotrichida; Blepharismidae
Source: the annotation of a GenBank genome assembly